AUGCUUGACGAUAAACUGGUGCCUACAAAUCCGAGCACAAUUGUUCGUCCUAUCACACUACCAAAUCCGUAUCAUCCUGUAAAUACAGCAGCUCAAGCAGUGAAAUCUUCUACACAAACACACACUGAUCUCCUCAUUUUGUUACGCAAAUAUGAUUCGGAUGCCGUACGUCCAUUUGAUUUUAUAACUCAUGUGAAAUUAUUCACAUUUAACUCUGUUGAAUUACGCUGGGAACAUACAGCACAGAUCGAAGGUACAUUUUUUGCCUAUGAACGCUAUCAACGUGAACAACCUUCAUUAACAAAUGUCAUACCAGCACCACGAAUUGUUUUUGCAUUUGGUAUUAUUAAUAAUGAUAAUAGCUUUAUUCAGAUUAUUACACAGGACAUGACACAACAUAUUAAUAAAACAUUUUUAUUCUAUGAAGUCGCACGAAGUGAUAAACGUGAGGUUUAUUGUUUGCAUUUUGUUAAUGAAAAUGAUUGUCAACGAGCACAUACGUUUUUAAUAAACUGUAAUAAUAUAACACGUCAUCAACAAGCACAACAACAACAACAACAACAGCAUCCAGUUUUAUCACAACCGUUCAAUCAGCAGUUCCCGGUACUACCACAACAACGUCCACCAUUCUAUCCGAUGAUGGCUGAUCCUAACUUUGGUUCUCCCUAUCCACUUGUGACGCGAUGGCCACCACAAUUUAAUGGACACAUUCUACCCCAUCCAACAUUUCAAAAUACAGGAUCGGUGCAAUCACCUGCACAUAAUUUGAGUGAUAGUACAAACUGGCCAAUACUACCGCCUGCAUCACUUGCUAUUCAACCAAAACAAGAGCAGCAUCAACAUCAGAUUAAUAAUUCUACUCUGACUGCUUCUGUUCCAUUUCCACACACUCAACCUAAUCGAGCAUAUCCUCCUACUAAUCGCCAUUUUAAUCAUCCACAUCCUGAACAAUCACCACCCACGUUAACUGCUCCAUCAAAUAAUAAACAACAUUUCGUAGAACAGGAAAAAAGCAUCGAACAAUUGCCAUCAUCAUCAACGAAACCACCCAAUUCUAUAGAUAGCAUACAAUCCAAGAACAUUCAAUCAUCUUCUUCUUCAUUACCAUCUUCACCAGUUCUAAAUUCUACACAUAAUUCAAAUGGAAAUAGUGAUUCAGUUGAAGAUGCAUCGUUACAGUUGAAACGAUUAUUGAAUAUUCGUGGUCAAGUUGAGUUCAAUGAAAAUAAUCCGAUUAAUGAAACAGAGUGUAUUGCAUCAUCAACGGUGAAAACAACAAAUCAUGAUUUUUUAACGGAAUCAGCACAAAACCAUAUUGGUCUUUUAUCAAAAACCGGUUAUUUUCAUGACGAAAAAGUUAGACAACAACAAAAUCAAUCAUCAACUGUUUCAUUAUUACCACCUUCUGCGUUUGAAUCAGUCCCUACUAAAUCAGUUACACCAGCUUUGACACUUGCAGGACCCGGCGCCAUCGGAGCUGAACGUUCAACUAGAAAUGGUAAUCUUGUGCCGUUUUUAUACCAUCAACAACGUGCUCAAUCUGUUAUACCGCACUCCUCUACAACAUCAACAAAUGAAUCAUUUUUUCUUCCACAACAGCGUCCAAUUGCCCAUACAAUAAAAUGUUCUCAAUGUGGUAAUCAUUCAUCAACUUAUUGUGAACCACCUAUUCAAUCCGGUCCAUUAAAAAAGGAAGAUUUUCGUCAUAUAUUUAUUAAUUUGAUACAAAACGAUGAGCAUUUUUUCAACAUUAUUUAUCAAGCAUGCACAGUUUAUCCUUCAACAUCGCCAUCACAAUAG
Didymodactylos carnosus is the source of this 1800-nucleotide messenger RNA. The record is from the annotation of a GenBank genome assembly. NCBI's taxonomy places the organism in Eukaryota, Metazoa, Rotifera, Eurotatoria, Philodinida, Philodinidae.